UUCUCUCAGUUUGGUGCCUUUUUCCUUUCACCGCACUCUAUUGCAUUUCUCAGAAUCUUGGAGAGCUUUAUAGUUGGAAAGAAUGAAAACCUGGUCUGGCUCUUCAUUUUAUAGUUGAGGAAACAAAACCUAGUAGAUGUUCACAAGGAUUGUCUUCAGUCAUGGCGUUGGGUUUAAGGUGCUUCCGCUUGGUCCCCCCUGCCUUUUGCAACUCUCUCACAGCCUUGACCAGACCUGUUUCAGAAGUUAAGCUGAAGACAGUGAGCGGAAGACAAAAUGACCAUGGGCAAUACGUGGCCUAUCCAGCUGUACCAAUCCGUCAUUUUGCCACCAAGAAAGCCAAAGCCAAAGGGAAAGGACAGUCCCAAACUAGAGUGAAUCUUAACACUGCCUUGGUUGAGGAUAUAAUCAGCUUGGAAGAGGUGGAUGAAGAAAUGAAGUCUGUGGUGGAAGCACUGAAGGAUAAUUUCAAUAAGACUGUCAAUAUCAGGACCUCACCAGGAUCCCUUGAUCAUAUCACUGUGGUAACUGCUGAUGGGAAGCUUGCUCUAAACCAGAUUGGCCAGAUCUCCAUGAAGUCGCCACAGCUGAUUUUGGUGAAUAUGGCCAGCUUCCCAGAGUGUACAGCUGCAGCUAUCAAGGCUAUAAGAGAAAGUGGAAUGAAUCUGAACCCAGAAGUGGAAGGGACGCUAAUUCGGGUACCAAUUCCCAAAGUAACCAGAGAGCACAGGGAAAUGCUGGUGAAACUGGCCAAACAGAACACCAACAAGGCCAAAGAUUCUUUACGGAAGGUUCGUACCAAUGCAAUGAAUAAGCUGAAGAAAUCAAAGGACAAGGCCUCAGAGGACACCAUUAGGCUCAUAGAGAAACAGAUCAGCCAAAUGGCCGAUGACACAGUUGCAGAGAUGGACAGGCAUCUGGCAGUGAAGACCAAAGAACUCCUUGGAUGAAAUCCACCAGGGGCCAGCAGUACUCCAGAGCCCAAUUUCCGGUGGAUCCUAUGGGUGGCAAGUUGGCACCUCUCAGUGCCUUCCACACGGAAGACUGUCACUGUGCAGUUGUCAGUCCUUGUGAGGCCCAGCCUUCCAGUAGGACACCCAGACUUGUCCAUUCUCAUCCUCCUGUCCCCUGUCCACCCCAUUCUGCUCUGGGCCUUCUGCCAUGGGUGGCCCUCAAAGAAUAUUUGCUGCUGACAGAGGGCCUUUAUUUGGGGCAUUUCCCUUGACUGUGACUUCUCCAAGCGACAGGACCAGUGGCAGACUUAGCACCACCUGGUCCUCAUCUUGGGAGCCUCCUUUUCAAACAAUUAGUUGGGCCCUGUCCCCAACUUUGAACUCUGCUUGGGCUGAUGUGGGCCUUCACCUGUGGCUGGAUACCUUUGCUAAAGGCCUAUUUUCAUCAAACAAUAAAAUCUAAAUAAAUUGGAAAGAAUAACAA
Molecule: messenger RNA, 1437 nt
Organism: Ceratotherium simum simum (southern white rhinoceros)
Lineage: Eukaryota; Metazoa; Chordata; Mammalia; Perissodactyla; Rhinocerotidae
Source: RefSeq, a predicted model, not a curated record